AAGAAAACUCCCAUAAAAUAAGCGGCUAAGUGCGCAAAUUAAAAUCGAAAACCAUAAAUUAUACAAAAAUAAAAACAACUGGGGAAAAUCCUUGGCUUUGUGGGCGGUUGGGUGGUGUGCCAGCAGCUGUAAGCAAAAACAACGGAGCCAAAAGCAUUUUAUGCUUCACUUUACAAUUCAAUCAGUUUCAAUUUCCACCUGCCGAAUACAUUUCCGUUUUACAGUUUAUUUCGGCUGGCGAUUGGCGAAUACGGCCGGCUGUUUGUAAUUUUUUAAUUUCGACUUGAAUUUCAAAAUUCAAUUAGUUUUCGCCACGCACCCCCAACCAUCCAAACCAAAACCCACACACACACACAGACAGGAAGGAACAAAGGCAUAAAACAGUCAGUCCACAGAUCCUGUGAAAUCGAGGCAGGCAGCUGGGCUGCUCCACACCGCAGAUGUCCGCCUGUGUGUCUGCUCUGGCAUUAUGCCUCCACACUUCCAGAAGCGAAAAGAUAUAGACUAGAUGGGCGGAGGCGACGGCGGAUCCAGGGAGAGAUGCAAAUUUUGUGGUCCCAGGCUUUUGGGGGCUGCCCAAUUUAAGCCCCAUAACUCAGACCGCAGCGUUGGAGAAAUUAGUUCAGCCCGGGGACUGGCUCCUCCUGCUUAUCGAGCGUGGGAAUCAAAGAUUUGAUUUGUGACUAGGCUACAAAAAAUGGCAAAGCUGCCUGCUAAAGUCUAGAAGCAUAUUCAAUUUAAAAGCGAUCUGGCUAGAUAAAGUAAAAGAAGUGAUAUUUCAGUACUUAGAAACUAGUUUUUAAUGAAAGUAUACUAAGUAUUGGC
Drosophila simulans is the source of this 825-nucleotide messenger RNA. RefSeq lists its product as uncharacterized. NCBI's taxonomy places the organism in Eukaryota, Metazoa, Arthropoda, Insecta, Diptera, Drosophilidae. The record is from RefSeq and is a predicted model, not a curated record. The transcript is spliced from 2 exons. Bases 509 to 676 code for a protein of 55 amino acids.